AUUGCUUGGCGGCCAGGCUAGCGGUGGCCAGCCCACUUUCCCACUCAUAUUCCUCAAUUCAUAGACAGUUCAAAGAGAGAUAGAUCUGUAUCCUAUAAAUAUUAAAAAGCAGCCAUCUCUCUUUCUCGUAGAUAACCAACAAAAUUAACCGCCAUGGACGGGUCAUCCAACCACAACUCCAACCCCAACCCGGCCCGCAUCAUCUUAAUCCCUUUCAUGGCUCAAGGCCACAUGAUCCCCAUGGUCGACAUGGCCCGCCUCCUCGCCUCCUCCGGUGCCCUCGUCACUUUCAUCACCACCCCAGUUAACGCCGCCCGCAUCCGCCCUAUUAUUGACCACAUUGAGAACUCCCAUCUCCCUGUCCGCUUCGUCCAACUCCCCUUCCCCUCCGCUGACGCUGGCCUCCCUGCCGGCUGCGAAAACGCCGACCUCAUCUCCUCCCCUGAUCUCUUCAAAUCCUUCAUGGAAGCCCUCUCCCUUUUCGGAGAGCAAGUCAAGCUUUACCUCACUGCUGCAAACUCGACGGCGGUGCCGGCCGACUGCAUUAUCUUCGACUGCUUGAACUCCUGGGUUCGUGCGGUGGCUAAGAGCCUCGACAUACCUCACAUAAUGUUCUACGGGCCGUCGUGUUUUUAUAUACUCUGCGCCCAUCUUUUGAAGAAGCACCAGGUGCUGAAAAGCAUUGAUGAUGAUUAUGAGCCAUUUAAGGUUCCGGAGUUGCCGGAGCCGGUGGAGGUGAUGAAGGCGCAGGUGAUGAGGUGGAUGGAUAGGCCGGGCUGGGAGAAGAUAAGUGAGGAGUUCUACAAGACCGAGAAGUCGGCAUUCGGCGUUGUGAUGAACACCUUUGAGGAGCUGGAGAAGUCGGGUUUGGAUAAAUUCAGGAAGGAGAUUGGAAAGAAGGUAUGGCCCAUCGGGCCAUUGUCACUCGCCAACAAGGACUUGGAUAGCAAGGUCAUGAGAGGAAAAGCUUCUUCCAUCGACACUGGGGUGUUAUCAAGCUGGCUAGAUUCCAAGACCCCCAAUUCAGUCAUGUUUGUGAGCUUUGGGAGCUUGUCACGCAAUCCCAUCUCCCAGCUUGUGCAGAUCGGGCAAGGGCUUGAGUCUGCGUCAUCUUCACAGUUGUCAUUUAUUUGGGUGGUGAAGGAGGCAGAAAGGAGCGAGGAAGUCGAGAAUUGGUUGGCGGAGUUUGAGGAAAGAACAAAAGGGAGGGGGAUGGUGAUCAGAGGAUGGGCGCCACAAGCGAUGAUUCUUGGCCAUGUGACAGUGGGCGGAUUUAUGACACACUGUGGGUGGAACUCGACGUUGGAAGCGAUUGCAGCUGGAGUGGUGAUGGCGACAUGGCCGAGAUUUGGUGACCAGUUUGUUAAUGAGAGAUUGGUGGUGGAUGUUUUGAGAAUUGGGGUGGCGGUUGGGGCAAAGGUGCCGAUUUUUUAUGCGGAUGAGAUGAGUGGGAAAGGAUUGGUGAAGGGGGAAGAGGUGAGGAAGGUGGUGGAGAAGGUGAUGCAAGGAGGUGAGGAAGGGGAGGAGAGGAGGAAGAGGGCGAAGGAGUUGGCGGAGAAGGCGAGGAAGGCAAUGGAGGAAGGAGGGUCUUCAUUUGAGAAUUUGAAGAGGGUAAUCCAAUUUGCUGAGGGAGAAAAAAAACAUUUUGAAUGAGGCUUUGAUUUGUAUUGUAUCUAUUUUUAGCAUUUUGAAAUGGGACUAUAUGUUGUUUUGUUGAGGUAUGAAUAAACAUAUGUUGUUUUAUUUUUA
Molecule: messenger RNA, 1749 nt
Organism: Dendrobium catenatum
Lineage: Eukaryota; Viridiplantae; Streptophyta; Magnoliopsida; Asparagales; Orchidaceae
Product: UDP-glycosyltransferase 73C4-like
Exons: 2
Coding region: 154-1653 (499 amino acids)
Molecular function (GO): UDP-glycosyltransferase activity
Source: RefSeq, a predicted model, not a curated record